CGAAGCCCUACUGCUCCCUGUGAUACCACCUGGGGGCUCCUCUGCAGCAGGGAGCUGAGGGCAGGGACAGCAGAAAAAUCUCUCAAAUUACAACUCCACGGCUCUCGAGGGAUUCAGCAAGGCUGGCCUCAUCAAAGCAAAUGAGAACUUUAGAUGCAGACGACCAAAGAGUGCCAGUGACCUGUGGUAUGACCUUGAACCGGAGCACAUUCUGCUCCUGGGCAUGUCCCCUACGGAAAUAAGCCUCUCUGCAGAGAAAGCACUUUCUCCAGGAAAACCAUCACACCCUCCGGAAGGAAUACAGCCCUGCCAACCCAUUUAGACUCCAACCUCCAGAGCUGUGAGCAGCUGAGUGCCUCCUGUCCCAGGCUGCUUGUAUGGUCUACUGAGAAAAAGUGAAAAAGCCCUGGAACGAGGAAGCUGACAGGCCCGUGACCUCCUCCUGAGACCAGCAGGACCAGCUGCUGUUGGCAAGCAGGAAGCACACCUGCUGGGACACAGGCCCCUGGCUGGCCGUGGGGAGAGAGGGGCUGGUUGCUAAGGCCUCAGGUGGAGUGGAUCCGGAAGCAGGAAGCCUAUGCUCCCAGGAAUUAGGCAGCAGGAAGCCUAUGCUCCCAGGGGUUAGGGCCUGCCUGGCUGGGAGAGCUUGGAGGUGGCAUCCAGGACCCUCUAGCUGGGAUGGCCAACCUGAAGGAUCUGGAGACCACAGCAGAGGAAGUGCUGCGGAAACUGAAGAGCAACCAACUGUUCCAGUCCAAGUGGGACACCACUUACUUCAUCAUCUUCCUCAUUGUCCUGGGCGUUCUGUUGCUCCUGCUGCUGCUUAUUUGCCUCAACUGCUGCUGCAGCCCCUGCCGCUUCUGCUGCCGCUGCUGCCGCUGCUGCUGCCACUGCUGCCGCCGCUGCUCCCACUGCUGCUCCCGCUGCUGCUCCCGCUGCUGCCCCCGCUGCUGCCCCGCCCACUCCUCCAGAUCCCAGACAAUGAGUGCCAAGCAGGUGAGCCCACUGGCCCUGGGAGGCCAGGCAUUGCACUGGGAUGGAGGAGAGGCUGCUGGGGCUCCUCCAGAUGGGGGGUUAGCAGGGAACUGA
This is a messenger RNA of Eptesicus fuscus (big brown bat), 1089 nucleotides long. RefSeq names its product small integral membrane protein 22 (gene SMIM22). The transcript has 6 exons. The record is from RefSeq and is a predicted model, not a curated record. Bases 679 to 1089 code for a protein of 136 amino acids. NCBI's taxonomy places the organism in Eukaryota, Metazoa, Chordata, Mammalia, Chiroptera, Vespertilionidae.